Molecule: messenger RNA, 933 nt
Organism: Capsella rubella
Lineage: Eukaryota; Viridiplantae; Streptophyta; Magnoliopsida; Brassicales; Brassicaceae
Exons: 4
Coding region: 96-833 (245 amino acids)
Source: RefSeq, a predicted model, not a curated record
GUCCAAAUACUCCUAAUCAAACAAAUAUCUCAACCUCUCUUAGGGCUCUUCUUCUUGAAUAGGGUUCUUGAAAUUGAGUGAAAAAAUUAAAGAAAAUGGUUAGAGAAGGUGAGGAAGAAGAAGAGAUGAUGAUGAUGGUGGCAACGAAACCUGCAUGGCUUGAAGGAUUGAUGGCAGAAACGUUCUUCGCGAGCUGUGGAAUCCACGAGACUCGCCGUAAAAGCGAGAAGAACGUCUUUUGCUUACUCUGCUGUCUCAGCGUUUGUCCUCACUGUCUCCCUUCCCAUCGCUCUCAUCCUCUUCUUCAGGUGAGACGAUACGUAUACCAUGACGUCGUUCGGUUGAGUGAUCUUGAGAAGCUCAUAGAUUGUUCAUAUGUUCAGCCAUAUACAAUUAAUGGAGCCAAAGUGAUAUUCAUAAACCAAAGACCACAAUCAAGAGCUAAGGUGUCUUCAAAUGUUUGCUUCACUUGUGAUAGAAUCCUCCAAGAACCAUUCCACUUUUGUUCACUCUCCUGCAAGGUGGAUUACUUAUCAUACCAAGGAGAUGAUCUAUCAAGCAUUCUCUAUAGAAUCGAUGAAUCUGAUUUCACCUUCGAGGGUUUGAGAAUGGACGGUCAAGAUCAUCUCGAAGAGAUAUCGACGAUGGAGGAUUCAGAGGAUAUGAUGGUCGCCAUUUCAGAUCAAUCGGAGCAAGGUAACAAUAGUAGUAAUAAGAGAGAGAGGAAGAAGAAGAACAAGAACAAGAAGCAAGAGAGCAACAGCUACUUGCCAGGGAUGGUUCUACUUGGUAAUAGAAGGAAAGGUGCUCCUCAUAGAGCUCCUUUUUCAUAAAUAAUAAAAAAUUUCAUAGGCAAAAAUAAGGGGAUUUAUAUAAAAAGAAAUAAGCAUUUUAUAUUUCUAUAUAAUAUGUAAUCUUUUGUUAGGUAUAUGU